AUGCGCGACAGACGCUCCAAUCCACAACCAAGAGCAUUUCAGCAUUUACAGUCGGACGAAACUAUCAAGACGAUCUUCCGAUUAAUGCGUGUGACAAGUGUGGAAGGGAGGGUAAGGAAGAGGGGGAGGGUGACCUGCGGCGACAGAGGAGCAGCUUUGGGAGUGUGCUCCAAGGGGGAAGAGCUGCUGCUGCUGACCCUAUGGCCACGUGACGCUGAUCCCCUCCUCAAACACCAGAGCAUCAUCUUCGGUGGAGCAAGCGUGCAGCCCAUUCCGCACAGCUGCCAUCCCCCACCGGCCGCAGUCGUGGCACAAAAGAUCCAGCUGGUCCAUGUCCCUGAACCGGAGCUUUACAACCCCCUGACCCUGCUCUCAGCGUGUGCACUGAAGUCCUCCUCCUCCUCCUCCUCCUCUAGAGCAGCGAGGGUGGAGUUCUGUCUGAGCCUGUGA
Messenger RNA from Knipowitschia caucasica, 450 nucleotides. The record is from the annotation of a GenBank genome assembly. NCBI's taxonomy places the organism in Eukaryota, Metazoa, Chordata, Actinopteri, Gobiiformes, Gobiidae.